UUUUGACAAUAGGCCAGGCCAAGAAAUAUGCGCUGGUUGCUAAACGCACUUGAAAGCCUAACCCAAACGACGAGUAAAAAAAUGCAAUUGUUGCGUGAAACGAAGUCCAUGCGUACGCCUAGCAAGAAUAAUACAGCAGCCAAUGCAGAAAAGCAAAAACUUCAACGCGAACCCAAGGAGCAGCCACCAGAACUGAUCGAAAAAACAUUACGCUGGGGCAUUGCAUCUCUUGGCCAUUUAGCUGACGACUUUGUCGCCGCUUUAAAUGUGCUGCCCCCAGGACAACAUUGCAUCAGCUCCUGCUUGUCCGCCCAGCGAUCCCAGGCGUAUAGCUUUGCGCUUAAGCACAAUGUCCCGAAUGUCUAUACGAGCUUUGAGCAACUAGCGCGCUGUCCACAUGUGGAUAUCGUUUAUAUAUGUCCGCAAGGCUUGAGGCACUGCGAACUUUGCCAUUUGAUGCUCAAUCAUGACAAGCACGUGCUCUGCGAGCCGCCGCUUGCCUCGACUGAGCUCAGGGUGGCCGAGUUGGGCCAGAAGGCGCAGUCGCGUGGGUUGUUCCUAAUGGAAGGCAUCUGGUCACGCUGUCUGCCCGCCUAUCAUUAUUUGCGACGCCAGAUAACCAGCAAGAGAUUGGGCAACAUUUGCAUGGUCUACUGCACGCUCGGACUGCAUGAUCAGCUGCUUAGCAAGAAUUUAACAACGGCGGGCAUACAGCUGGCGUUGUGGGUCUAUCGCGAGGUGCCCACGCUGGUGCGAGUGAGCAACAAACUGCGUGACCACAAGGAUGUGCUGGCGCAGGUGGAUUUAUUUUUCAAUCGCAGUCGACGCGCGCGUUUGAUUCUCAGCGCCGAGCCGCAGCGCAAGAGCACCGCGCAUAUCUACGGCACCAAGGACAGCAUUACGCUGCAUGACUUUCAUAGUCCCACGCAGCUGAGCUGCCAGCAUACGGAUGUGGAGUUCGUCUCGCCGCAGUCAAAUCAGCGCACCCAUUACCUGAAUCGCAUCAACAUGUGCUAUGAAUUGCAGCAAGUGCGCAACUGCAUCCAUCAGGGUCAGCCGCAGUCUGAGCUGUUUAGUCAUAGCGAGAGUCAACUGUUGGCGCACUUGUUGAAUCAAGUACAAGAGCUGCUGGGCAUUAGCUUUGAAGAAAUUGAUGCUAAGCUAAGUGUGGCGCAGUUGCCAAAAGCGGCACAGGCGCUUGGCCUAAACCAAUUGGGCUUAACUCGCAAGCAGGUGAAAAGGUUACAAAGAAUGCCAUCGUGGAUCUGGUAAUUCAUAGUUAAUUAAUUAAUGUGCAUAUUGAAUAGUUGCAAUAGUCGUAUACACAACACUUUAAAUACUAAAUCUAAAUUGCUGUUAAAUAAUUAAAUGAAUUAUCAGCUGCAAAAUAAAUGAUGUGAGCAAAGUUAAUGU
Molecule: messenger RNA, 1413 nt
Organism: Drosophila busckii
Lineage: Eukaryota; Metazoa; Arthropoda; Insecta; Diptera; Drosophilidae
Product: trans-1,2-dihydrobenzene-1,2-diol dehydrogenase
Exons: 4
Coding region: 28-1272 (414 amino acids)
Molecular function (GO): nucleotide binding
Source: RefSeq, a predicted model, not a curated record